Molecule: messenger RNA, 5411 nt
Organism: Microcebus murinus (gray mouse lemur)
Lineage: Eukaryota; Metazoa; Chordata; Mammalia; Primates; Cheirogaleidae
Gene: SLC39A4
Product: solute carrier family 39 member 4
Biological process (GO): zinc ion import across plasma membrane; intracellular monoatomic cation homeostasis
Cellular component (GO): plasma membrane
Molecular function (GO): monoatomic cation:bicarbonate symporter activity; zinc ion transmembrane transporter activity
Source: RefSeq, a predicted model, not a curated record
CUGGGCAACAAAGCGAGACUCUGUCUCAAAAAAAAAAAAAAAGUAGAAGUUUGUAUGUUAUGGCACAUUUUUUAUAAGGAUAAUCUUCGUACAGGCUUCAAAUUUAGCUCUUUUUUGAAUAUUCGCUAGUUCAUGAGAAGUGGUUUGGGAAACCCUUGAAAGAUUCAUUUUACUACAAAAAGGAACAGACCUUCUGCAGUCUGAAGGGAUUUGUACUCGACUGUAUCCAGUAAGCAGAGGAUUAUGUUGAGCAUUCUGUAGACAGAAUUGUUUCAAGUGUGCAGCUGCCUGGGAAACUUUAACGCAGUUGAGCCCGGCUUCCAGCCAGCUAUUGAACCACUUUCUUCAUAGCAGUGCAUGUGAAAACCAGGCCAAUUCAUGGGUCGGCAGGGCCACACGGCUGAGCCAACAGGACUUCUUGAAACCUAUGGCAUCUAGCACCAAUGGAAUGAGGCAUGUGGCAUUUCAGAAUUUGAGAACUAGGGUGGAGUUGCCAUUGUGUGUGGGUUGGUUGGGGACGUGGAAUAGGAUGUGGAGGAGGCAGGCAGAGAUCUACAUGCACAGACUGAGUUGGAGCUGCCUCAGGUGGUCAAGGGCAGCCAUUAAGUGGGUGAGUUAAGUGGGUGACUGGACAUGGGAGGCUGGGGUUCAGGGGGAGGUUGUGGAGGCUGUAGGCUCAGUGUCUCCAGGGCACAACAGGAAUUCUAGCAGGAAGCUGGAGGACAGGUGGGUUCCGAGGCACAGCACUGGGAGGUGGGACUAGAGGCCAGCAAAGGAGGUGAGGACAUGGGUGGGAGCCCCCAAGAGGCCCUGGCAGCAGAGUCUAGGGCAGACUGAAACCAAGAAGGGCACUCCUGGGGACUGGCUGUGGGGCUCUGGGUGACCUUGACAUGCAUGUGUGGGUGAGGGGGCACUUUAGGAGUGCCAAAAGCCUCACAAAUAGUAUUGAGAGGAGCCAUAAGGAGGCAGUUGGCCAGGGAAGGUGGUUUUGAUCUAUUUUAAUUUUUUCAUUAUGAUGAAAUAUAAAAUUCACCAUUUUAACCACUUUUAAGUGUACAGUUCAGUGGCAUUAACUGCAUCUACAGUGUUGAGUGACCAUCAGCACUGUCCACCUCCAGAACUUGUCCUUGUUCCCAAACUCCGCAUCCAUUAAACACUUACCAUUCCUCCUCCCCGUCCCUUGGCAACCAUUGUUUAACUUCUAUCUCUGUGAAUUUGACUACUCUAAGCACUUCAUAUAAAUGGAAUCAUACAGUAUUUGUCUUUUUUUUUCCAGUGACGGUCUCACACUGUCACCCAGAGUGGUGUGCAGUGGCUGGAUCAUAUAGCUCCUGGGCACAGCCUCGAGCUCCCAAGUCGCUGGGACUAUGGGCACAUGCCACCACGCCUGGCCUGUGUUUGUCAUUUGUGACUGGCUUAUUUCACUCAGCAUGACGUCCUCCAGCUUCAUCCCUAUUGUAGCAUGUGUCAGAUUUUCCUUGCCUUUUAAGGCUGAGAGACCACAUUUAUUUAUCCAUUCAUCCAUGAAUGGAUAUUUGGGCUGCUUCCAACUUUUAGCUAUUGUGAAUAAUGCUGCUGUGAACAUGGGUUUAUGUUUUUGCCCUUUUUUUUAAAGCUAUUCAAUGUGAUCUUUUUAGGAUAGGAGUAAUGGCAGUGAGCUUGCUGGGUGACAAAAGAUGUUUCAGUGGGGGCUGGGGAUGCAGAGAAGCGUACGGUACAGGAAACUGGCUGCACCGGGGGAGCUGGCACCAGGCUGCCAGACAGGCAGACAUUCAGGAAGCUGGUGAUGCUCUCAGCAGCUAGAAAGGAGAGCAUCAGCUGGGAGAGGUGGGGGUCCAGGAGUGAGAGGAGUGCAGUGGCCCAGCACUGAGGUCCACUGGAGGCCAGCUGUGUACAUACCUUCCAGGGCUCACGCAGGUCUAACGCUGGGCCCAGAGACAUGAGAGGGCUGCAACAUCCAGGCCUAGGCCAAGACCUCAGCCCAGAAGCUAACAGCCUUUGAGUACUGGGUGGCCAGGAGCCAAGGGUAGAGAUGCCUGGCCUGGUCCUGGCCUCUAGCCAGCCCUGUGGUCCUGGGGCCAUGGGAGAGGGAAAAAGCCAGCUUGGGCCCACUGUGUCUUCAGAGCUGUCUUCCUCAUUGUCCCAGGGGCCCAAAGAUCAUUUGUAUCCCCAAGUGAGCUCCCCCUGUCCCCUCCCUGCCCCAGCUCCACCUUAGGGGCCUGCAAGUGGAUGCCACACUGCAGGUGUCCACAGCCAGGAGGGCAUCAUGCUGCCUAGCACCAGCACACAGUAUGGCAGAUGGGAGGAGCACCUAACCCCAGGCCUGACACCCUCCCUGCCCAGGCUCACCCCACCCAUGGAAAGACAGAGGGGCAGAGUCCUCAGGCUUCCAGCUCCCUCACCCUAACCACACCCAAGGGUCAGGUUGGCUGAACCCAGCAGGAGAGGGCACCCACACUGGACCUCCAGUCUCUGGGGGUAGGGGGAGGUGUUGGCUCCCUGGGGUCUGCCCCUUCCCCCAGACUGCCACCUAGGUAGAGAUAAGGCUUAGAGUUCAAAGAUCAGAGUGGGAGCCAGCAGGGAGUGGAAGUGCCAGGAACCACAGCCUCCCCCACCCUAGCUGGGCCCAGAGUUCAGGAUCCUGCCUCAACCUCUUCCUGACCCCAAGAGCCCCAGGCCAGGUGGUGGCCAGGACCAAGGUCCUAGUCUUCUAGUUUUCUUCCUGUUUGUCUGUGCUGGAGCUUUGGCCGUUUCCUGGGGAUUUUCCCUGGUGGGCUGAGGGGGGAGCAUGACUCAGCAUAUGCAUUUAGGUUCCCUCAGACUCCAGCCUGUUAGUCCCCAGAGAGGACACAGGCCAGGACCUGGGAGGAGAGAGCACUAGGUCCCCAGCCCCGGGAGCAGCGGGGAAGGGGCAGAGUGUGGGCUGGGAUGGCCAUUUGUGGCUGUGGGGGCAUCCCUGCACCUCUGCCACAGGUCCCCAGAAAGAAGUUCACAGGAGAGAAUGCCUCAGUCCCUGGGGGAACAGAGGGGGUGGCAGUCAGAGGAGCAGGUGCUCAGGCCGCCCACCCAGGGGAAGGGGGUGGGGGCCCAGCCCUUGCCCCCCCCCCCCAGACAAUGGCUCCACACCACCGACAGGGAGGAUCUGACGCUGGAAUGGUUAACCCGGGCACCUCCAGCAGCCAAUCACAGAGCCCUGCAGGAAAUACCUGGGAGAGGUCCUCCUGCUGGGGCGGGUAGGUAGAGCCCAGCCCCGUCUGGCCCCAGGCCACCUGAGCGGCCCUCAGCUGGCCCAGACUCACACAGCUUCCCCACAGCGGAGCCCUUUGGGGCCUGAGCAUGGCAAUCCUGGAGCAGUUCAAGCCAGGGCUGCUGCUGACCGUGCUGGUGAUGACAGCGACAGCAGCCCAGCCUGGCCAUCUGUGGAGCCUGCUCACCUCUAGCCAGGGCACUCUGGAUCUUGAGGCCCUGGGUGGCUUGUUAAAUACGCUGGCGGCCCGUGUGCACUGUGCUGACGGGCCGUGUGGAAAGUGCCUGUCUGUAGAGGAUGCCCUGGCCCUGGGCAGCCCUGAGGAGCCAGGUUUCCCCCCAGGGCCGGUCCUAACAUCCAGCUACAUCGCUCGCCUCAGCGCUGCCGCUGUCCUCUACCUCAGCAACCCAGAGGGCACUUGCGAGGACAUUCAGGCUGGCCGCUGGGCCUCUCACGCAGACCAUCUCCUGGCCAUGCUCGAGAGCCCUGGGGCCCUGACCCCAGGCCUGAGCCAGCUACUCCAGAGGAUCCAGGCUCAGACUGCCAGUCAGGCCACUGUGGAGGAGACCUGUGUAGACAUCCCUCAGCUGCUGGAGGAAGCAGCAGGGGCAGGGGCUCCUGGCAGCCCAGGCCAGGUCCUAGCUGUCCUGAUAGACCAUGUCAGAAGUGGGUCCUGCCUCCAUGCCCUGCCAAGCCCCCAAUACUUUGUGGACUUUGUGUUCCGGCAGCACAGUGGCGAAGCCCCCAACAUCACACUAGCCGAGCUGGCAGCUUUGAUGCAGCACCUGGGGGUGGGCAGAGAGUCCCAGGGUGACCACAGUGACUACAGUCAUCUGGGCAGGGGGACCAGCCACCAGGAUCCUGUCCUCCUUUCCACCCCUGACAACAGCUCCAGCAUGUGGGACACGGUGUGCCUCAGUGCAAGGGACGUGAUGGCUGUAUAUGGGGUGUCGGAGCAGGCUGGGGUGUCCCCUGAGGCCUGGGGCCAACUGAGUCCUGCCCUGCUUCAGCAGCAGCUGAGUGGGGCCUGCGGCCCUCAGAUCAGGCCCCUCAUCCAGGACCAGCUCAGCCAGACAGAGAGGUAUCUGUAUGGCUCCCUGGCCACGCUGCUCAUCUGCCUCUCUGCGGUUUUUGGCCUCCUGCUGCUGACAUGUGCUGGCUGCAGUGGGGUCACCCACUAUGUCAUGCAGACCUUUCUGAGCAUGGCAGUGGGUGCUCUCACCGGCGAUGCCCUUCUGCACCUGACACCCAAGGUGCUGGGGCUGCACACGCACAGCGGGGAGCACAGCGGGGAGGGCCUCAGCCCACAGCCCACCUGGCGCCUCCUGGCCGUGCUUUCUGGUCUCUACGCAUUCUUCCUGUUUGAGAACCUCUUCAACCUCCUGCUGCCCAGGAACCCAGAGGAUCCGGAGAAGGAUGGGCCCUGCAGCCACGGCGGCCACAGCCACAGCGGCCACAGCCACGGUGUGCCCCUGCAGCUGGCACCCAGCGAGCUCAGGCAGCCCAAGCAGCCCCAUGAGGGCUCCCGCGCAGAUCUGGUGGCGGAGGAGAGCCCGGAGCUGCUGAACCCGGAGCCCCGGAGACUGAGCCCAGAGCUGAGGCUGCUGCCCUAUCUGAUCACGCUGGGCGACGCCGUGCACAACUUCGCCGAUGGGCUGGCGGUGGGCGCCGCCUUCGCGUCCUCCUGGAAGACCGGGCUGGCCACCUCGCUGGCGGUGUUCUGCCACGAAGUCCCACAUGAGCUCGGGGACUUCGCGGCCCUGCUGCACGCGGGCUUGUCAGUGCGCCGCGCGCUGCUGCUGAACGCGGCCUCGGCACUCACGGCCUUCGCCGGCCUCUACGUGGCGCUCGCAAUCGGAGUCGGCGAGGAGAGCGAGGCCUGGAUCCUGGCGGUAGCCAUCGGCCUCUUCCUCUACGUGGCGCUCUGCGACAUGCUCCCGGCCAUGCUGAACGUGAGGGACCGGCGGCCCUGGCUCCUUUUUCUGCUACACAACGUGGGCCUGCUGGGUGGCUGGACUGUCCUGCUGCUGCUGUCGCUGUACGAGGACAACAUCACCCUCUGAUAUCCCUGGCCCAGUCUCAGGCCUUGGACGCUGACUGCCGGCUCUGGGCUAUCUCAGCCCCUAGACCCGCCCAGCACACCCAGACCUACUACCCAGUAACC